AUGAGUCAAUUGGGUAUGAUGGUUAUAGCUGUAGGUUUAUCUUCUUAUAAUAUAGCUUUAUUUCAUUUAGUUAAUCACGCUUUUUAUAAAGCACUUUUAUUCUUAGGAGCUGGAGCAGUAAUUCAUGCUGUAGCUGAUAACCAAGACUUUAGAAGAUAUGGGGGAUUAAGGCCAUUUUUACCACUUACUUAUUCUGUAAUGCUUAUAGCUUCUUUAAGCUUAGUAGCAUUCCCAUUUAUGACAGGAUUCUAUUCAAAAGAUUUUAUACUUGAAUCUGCUUACGCUACUAUAGGAGCAAUGUUUACAACAUUAUAUUCUGUAAAAGUGUUGUAUUUAACAUUCUUAACUAACCCUAAUGGACCCUUAAUCAAUUAUAAACAAGCACAUGAAGGUGAUAUAUUUAUGAGCUUACCUUUAAUGAUUUUAGCUAUAUAUUACUGGUAUAAUACUAAUAAUGGGUGGACAGACUACUAA
Cucurbitaria berberidis CBS 394.84 is the source of this 474-nucleotide messenger RNA. RefSeq lists its product as uncharacterized. Gene Ontology annotation, biological process: ATP synthesis coupled electron transport; electron transport coupled proton transport. Bases 1 to 474 code for a protein of 157 amino acids. The transcript is spliced from 3 exons. Lineage: Eukaryota; Fungi; Ascomycota; Dothideomycetes; Pleosporales; Cucurbitariaceae. Gene Ontology annotation, molecular function: NADH dehydrogenase (ubiquinone) activity. The record is from RefSeq and is a predicted model, not a curated record.